AGGAGCGAGAGGAGGAGGCGGCGGCGGCGGCGGCGGCGGCGGCGAGCAGUUGAUCAUUGUGAUGGUGGCAGGAGCAGCGGCGGCAGCGGCAGCCCAGCCGAGCGUUAGGGGCUGCUCUCCGCGCGGCGUUUUGCAAAGGACUUCACCGAUCUACUUUUGCAGUCGCCUCGGACUGUCCAUGUGUUUACUUCCCCCAGCCCGAGGAUUCGAUAUCUAGGUUCCUGUGAAAUGCAACUGAGCAGCCAAAGUACUUUGAGAACACGGGGCGGCAUAAACACCAAAACUUUUUUGUGGAAGGAAAAUGCAAUAAGCAAGCUUGCCGUUUUCCGAUGCGGUGUGGAGUGAGUGUGUGUCGCGCGUGUCCGCACUGGAGGCAUAUGCUUGUGUGUGUACAUGGGGUGUGUUUUUCGGUACGUAGGGAGAAAAUGCUUGCCAACUACCGGAAAUCUCCUGGAAUUUAUUAGAAAAUAAUGGAUUAUAAAAAGAAGGCAGGCGAAGAGCGGAUCUCCCCUUGAGUUGCAACCCGAUUUGCUGCUGGCUCAGUUUGUUGUGAUUCUUUUUGUUGAUAGGUGUCUGAUGGUAUUCUGAUAACACCCCCCUCUUUUUCCCCCUCGAGCUUUACAGUUUAAAAAAGGAAACAAAAAAACCACCCCAAAAUCUCUCCCCCUUUUUUUCGCCCGGCCGGGAUCGCUGUUUCCAUCCAUGUGCUUGCGUCUCCCCCGCGUUCCACUUAAACUAUUUUAAUCCUUGGACCCAAGGAGAAGGCUGAUAGGGGGUGGAUAAAAAAAGUUCUUCCAAAAUAGUGUGCCCGGGGAGCAGGAUGGGGGAUUUCGCAGCCCCCGCUGCCGCCGCGAAUGGCAGUAGUAUUUGCAUCAACAGUAGCCUGAACAGCAGCCUCGGCGGGGCCGGGAUCGGUGUGAAUAAUACUCCCAAUAGUACUCCCGCUGCUCCGAGUAGCAAUCACCCCGCUGCCGGCUGCGGUGGCGGCGGCUCCGGGGGCCCCGGCGGCGGAUCGGCGGCGGUCCCCAAGCACAGCACAGUGGUGGAGCGGCUCCGCCAGCGCAUCGAGGGCUGCCGGCGGCACCACGUCAACUGCGAGAACAGGUACCAGCAGGCUCAGGUGGAGCAGCUGGAGCUGGAGCGCCGGGACACCGUGAGCCUCUACCAGCGGACCCUGGAGCAGAGGGCCAAGAAAUCCGGCGCCGGCACCGGCAAGCAACAGCACCAGAGCAAACCCCAGCAAGAUGCGGAGGCUGCCUCGGCGGAGCAGAGGAACCACACGCUGAUCAUGCUCCAAGAGACAGUGAAAAGGAAGUUGGAAGGAGCACGAUCACCACUUAAUGGAGACCAGCAGAAUGGUGCUUGUGAUGGGAGUUUUUCUCCAACCAGCAAGCGCCUGCGAAAGGACCUUCCCACGGGGAUGGAAGCCAUCAACAGUUUGCCCAACACCAUGCCGCUGACUUCAGCUUCUCCUCUUCACCAACUUGACCUGAAGCCGUCUUUGCCCUUGCAGAAUAGCGGAACUCACACUCCUGGGCUUCUGGAAGAUCUGAGUAAGAAUGGGAGACUGCCAGAGCUUAAACUCCCCGUUAAUGGUUGCAGUGACCUGGAGGAUAACUUCACCAUCUUGCAGGGCAAGGACCUCAAACAAGAACCACUCGAUGACCCUACUUGCAUAGACACAUCAGAAACAUCUCUCUCAAAUCAGAACAAGCUGUUCUCAGACAUUAACCUGAAUGAUCAGGAGUGGCAAGAAUUAAUAGAUGAACUGGCUAACACGGUGCCUGAGGAUGACAUCCAGGACCUGUUCAACGAAGACUUUGAAGAGAAGAAGGAGCCGGAGUUCUCACAGCCAGCCACGGAGACGCCCCUGUCCCAGGAGAGCGCCAGCGUGAAGAGUGACCCGUCCCACUCCCCUUUUACACACGUCUCCAUGGGCUCUCCCCAGGCCAGGCCUUCUUCUUCGGGUCCUCCCUUUUCUGCUGUCUCCACAGCCCCCAGUUUACCUUCUGUGGCCAGCACUCCUGCGGCUCCAAACCCCGCCAGCUCCCCAGCAAACUGUGUGGUCCAGUCCCCUCCGACUCCGAGCCAAGCCCACACGCCAGGCCAAGCUCCAGCCCGGCCUGGAAAUGGUUAUCUCCUUAACCCUGCGGCAGCGACGGCGCCCGGUUCAGGGUCGGGCCCGGUGGCCGUGCCCAUCGACCUGUCUCCAGCAGAGCAGCUCAAGCAGAUGGCGGCGCAGCAGCAGCAAAGGGCCAAACUCAUGCAGCAGAAGCAGCAGCAGCAACAACAGCAGCCACAGCAACACUCCAAUCAGACUGCAAGUUGGUCUCCUUUGGGGCCUCCAUCCAGUCCAUAUGGAGCAGCUUUCACGGCGGAAAAACCAAAUAGCCCCAUGAUGUACCCCCAAGCCUUUAACAACCAAAACCCUAUAGUGCCUCCGAUGGCGAACAACCUGCAGAAGACGACAAUGAAUAACUACCUCCCUCAGAAUCACAUGAACAUGAUCAAUCAGCAGCCAAAUAACUUGGGUACAAACUCUCUGAACAAGCAGCACAAUAUUCUCACUUACGGCAACACGAAGCCUCUGACCCAUUUUAACGCAGACUUGAGUCAGAGGAUGACCCCCCCGAUGGCCAAUCCCAACAAAACCCCCCUGAUGCCCUACAUCCAGCAGCCGCAGCCCCCACCGCAGCCGCAGCAGCAGCCCCCGCCGCAGCUCCAGGCCCCCAGGGCACACCUGAGUGAGGACCAGAAACGCAUGCUUCUCAUCAAGCAGAAGGGGGUGAUGAAUCAGCCCAUGGCUUACCCUGCCCUUUCAGCCCACAGUCAGGAGCAGCACCCAGUCGGGCUUCCCCGGACCACGGGCCCCAUGCAGUCCUCCGUGCCCCCAGGCUCGGGUGGUUUGGUCUCCGGAGCCGGUCCUACGGGGUCUGGCUUCCUGGGCAGCCAGCCCCCGGCGGCUAUCAUGAAGCAGAUGCUCAUUGAUCAGCGGGCCCAGUUGAUGGAGCAGCAGAAGCAACAGUUCCUGCGGGAGCAGAGGCAGCAGCAGCAGCAGCAGCAGAUUCUUGCCGAACAGCAGCUGCAACAGCCACAUUUACCCCGGCAGCACCUCCAGCAGCAGCGGAAUCCAUACCCAGUGCAGCAGGUCAACCAGUUUCAAGGGUCUCCCCAGGAUAUAGCAGCCGUGAGAAGCCAGGCAGCCCUCCAGAGCAUGCGAACGUCACGGUUGAUGGCACAGAAUGCAGGCAUGAUGGGAAUGGGACCCUCCCAGAACCCAGGGACAAUGGCCACAGCAGCAGCCCAGUCGGAGAUGGGACUGGCCCCUUACAGCACCACACCUACCAGCCAACCCGGAAUGUACAAUAUGAGCACAGGAAUGACCCAGAUGUUGCAGCACCCAAACCAAAGUGGCAUGAGUAUCACCCACAACCAAGCCCAGGGGCCGAGGCAGCCCACCUCAGGGCCAGGGGUCGGGAUGGUGAGUGGUUUUGGUCAGAGCAUGCUGGUGAACUCUGCCAUUACCCCACAGCACCAGCAGAUGAAGGGGCCUGUAGGCCAGACCUUGCCCAGGCCCCAGGCCCCACCAAGGCUGCAGAGUAUUAUGGGAACAGUCCAGCAGGGGACACAGAGCUGGCAACAGAGGAGCUUACAGGCAAUGCCCGGGAGGACUAGUGGAGAAUUAACAUCCUUCAACAACGGCACCAGCUACCCGUUACAAGCUGGCCAGCCGAGGCUGACCAAGCAGCACUUCCCCCAGGGACUGAGCCAGGUGGUGGAUGCUAACACUGGCACCGUGAGGACUCUCAACCCAGCUGCCAUGGGCCGGCAGCUGAUGCCACCGCUCCCGGGGCAGCAAGGCACGGGCCAGGCCAGGCCGAUGGUCAUGUCUGGCCUAAGCCAGGGCGUCGCUGGCAUGCCAGCAUUCAGCCAGCCCCCGGCACAGCAGCCCAUGCCCGGGGGCAGCUUUGCUCCGAGCAGCCAGAGCCAAGCCUACGAGCGAAACCCCCCUCAGGACAUGUCAUACAAUUACAGCAGCGAUGCCCCUGGGCCUUCCUUCCCAGGCCUCUCGGACAGUGCCGAUCUCAUGGACUCCAUCAUCAAAGGCGGGCCAGGGGAUGAGUGGAUGCAGGAGCUCGAUGAACUGUUUGGAAACCCCUAGUCAAGAGGGACCCUGAGAGCCAAAACCCUAGUGGUUAAAGCUUCCACCUUGAAAAAGAAACAGGAUGUGGACUCAUCCUUGUUUUUUUUGUUUGUUUUUUUGACCCAUGUAAACUGAGCAGAACUGCAGCCGGCUGACAGUGGAAGGUCCAGGUACCAAUCCCCAGCCCUGCUGGGCUUUGUUCCACCCAGCAAUCAAGACAGACACCUUGCCAAUCCCGCUGCAAGAGAGGGAGCCGCACAGGAGGCAAGUGGAGAGAUGAGUCCACGGCCCCUCUGCUUGGCCCUGCCUGCGAUCGCCUAGCCUAGCAGAGCCGCUCCAGCCAAGACAGACUGCUGCCUGACGUGCGGUGGCUGACAGCCCCUCCUGGCCCUGGUCCAGGGGUCACAGCGCUGGAGACACAGAGGCGAGCGAGCCGGGGGUGGAGGAGAGGCCCCCCUGAGGCGGCUGCACGCACUGAACUCUGACUGCAAGAAAAGGCUGGCCUUCAAGACAUGCCACUGGAUUUGGAGGGCAGGCGAGAAGACCAGAGAGGUGUCGCCAGAAGACACAGGCUCCACAGGCCUGUCUCCCCCCCAUGAUGACUCUCAGGAAUGUUGGAGACGUUGCCUCACAAGGAUCACCAAGGGAGCUUGGAGAAAGGUCCUGCAGUCCUGGGCAGGCAGCCCUCUGCUGGUGACCAUGGUGGCCGUCGCUGCAGGGAGCUGGGCUGGAGCCUCCUGGGGGCCUGGUACAACCAGAUACAUCUCAGCAGUUCUCAUCGACUCCUGGAGGCCACAGGCUGGGAGGCCACAGGCUGGGGAGGCCCCAGCUGGACACUGUGUCUGCCAGCACCCCCGCCUCUCCCCUGUUGCCCCACCGCAGCCUGCCCCUGCUUCUCCUUGCAGACUAUCCAAGAAGAAAUGAAGCUUUUGUCUUCAGGGAGCCUGGGCAGAGGCAAAAUAAAAGCAAGAAGCACCUAGACAAGCCUGAUAUGCAGGAAGCGACACUGGAGUUCUCUGCCUGGCACUGAGUGACCGCCCUGCUCCUGAGCAGUGGGUUUACAUGAGCACGUGAUGCCUCUGGGAAACCAGGGAGGGACUGGUCUGGAUGGCGCCGGCUGUGGCUCCCUUGGGAAACCUCCCAGGAGUGAGGCCCUAAAAUCGGCCUGGCCCUUCAUCCCUGCUCACUAGAAAGACAAAGCUCAAACCCUGAAAGAUGAGGAAUUGAAAAUUCAAUUGCUCUGCUUCACACUUUUUGAUGAUAAGAAGGAGGAAGGGAUGGUUCCUUCCCAGUGGCAGAAUGAUCCUUUCGUGAAGUUCUGUAGAGUUGUUCUCUUUGUAAUUCGCUCACCUUGGCACCUCACUGAAGUCUGUCGGGAGGGGUCACCCACCCCGACUGGCAACUGCCGUGAGGCUUGUCUCAGCCCUCCUUGCCUCCCCUCCUGCUGUCCAGGUUUGCAGGCCACGUGGCACAGCCAUUGUCCUGAGUGAGAGAAGCGAGUGUUUUUCUCCUGCCACCCCUCCCCUCUGUGUCCAAAGGCAGGCUCCCCUCUGCACACUCACGUGUAACUCAGCGCUGCAGAGCCCCAGCGCAGCUCCGGGAGCAGGUCCUGGGAGCGGGGUUCGAAGGAAGAGCUGGGGCAGAGGAGGUAGAGGCAGGGGCAGCCCGGCAAACCCUGCCCUUGACUUGCUCACCCAAUGCCAAGGUCACAGGGCUACUCAGAGCAAGGGACCGGGCGGGGCUGUGUUCCCUCUGGGAAGAGGUGGUGGCAGGGUGACCGAGAACUCCCUGUGUGGGGAGGGACCCACCAGGGAAUGUCUUGAGUGGCCAGGGAUGAUAACCAAAAACAGAAGUAAACCAACGAGAAGACAGAAUAUAUAAUUACCUUUUUCUGAAAGGUCCAAGAAAUAAAUCUCUAAGCAACGAUGGAAAACUGGAGGCGGUGAGGGAGGGGGAAGGGGGGCUCCAUUAUCUUUUAGAAGCUUCCUCCAAAUGCUCAGUACUGGGACCAAGUAAAUAGAGGUAGAUUUUAAUAAGGUGGUUUUGUUUUGUUUUUGUUCUUACUAAGGUGCUGAUGUACAUGUAAUGUCUAAAAAAAAAAAAGUUAUUUGUAAAUAAGUUUUUACAAUACUUCAGAUAUCACUGGGUCUACUAUCUGUAAAAAAAAUAUAUAUACAUAUAAAUAUAUAUAUACCGUUUGUUUAAAAUAGAGUAUUUUUAUUUCAUUCCUUAACUCAUCAUCCCAGCAGUGGUAUUUGCACUUCAGAGGACAUCGAAUUACUAAUUUGUACUGGAUGACCUACGGCAACUUCCCCCAUUUUCUUCAGAUUUUUCUAGUUAUCUGUUUUUACUUUGUACAUUGAGCAUCGCUUAUUUCCUUUUAAGAAAUGUACAGAACUGAAGUGUAGAAAUGAAGUGAUGUUGACCUACCACUUUUAAAGAAAAACAAAAAAACAAAUAAAAGAUCAUUAUCUGAACCAA
This is a messenger RNA of Sus scrofa (pig), 6625 nucleotides long. RefSeq names its product mastermind like transcriptional coactivator 3 (gene MAML3). Gene Ontology annotation, cellular component: nucleoplasm; nuclear speck. The record is from RefSeq and is a predicted model, not a curated record. Gene Ontology annotation, molecular function: transcription coactivator activity. Lineage: Eukaryota; Metazoa; Chordata; Mammalia; Artiodactyla; Suidae. Gene Ontology annotation, biological process: Notch signaling pathway; positive regulation of transcription of Notch receptor target.